AUGGAAACUCCGGUACUUGCUGGAGCUGACACAUCUUCAGCCCAUUUCCAGCAUAUAUUGUCUAGUCCUUGUGUUCUGCAUAAAUUGCCAAAUGGUAGUGAGGAUCCAAGGGGACUACAAGAAAUGCAAAACGGCAUAUCAAGAGUUGCGAAUUACAGCCUUCAAUUUGGUAAAUAUUCUGAGGCUACCGAAAGGCAUCUCCUACUGCACCAACGGCAACGCUACUGCCCCUCAACCAAAGCCACACUUAUUCCGGCAUUUCUUCCAGUUGCCGAACGGUAG
Prunus armeniaca (apricot) is the source of this 282-nucleotide messenger RNA. The record is from the annotation of a GenBank genome assembly. Lineage: Eukaryota; Viridiplantae; Streptophyta; Magnoliopsida; Rosales; Rosaceae.